GAAGUCAGGCACAGAUCUAGAGGGAGGUCUGGAUUGGAAAAAAUCGGAACCAGUGCGCGGCCCAUUUCACAUCCGAUGUGUUCGAAAACAGGCAGAGGAUGCAUCUGAGAAGAACGGCAGUCCCUACUAUACCUCUCGGGGAAGAACAACGUAGUCCUUCUACAAUAACUGGCAAAACGGAACAUGCUCAGGUGUCUUCACCAGAUUCUGCAGCUCCUUCAACCUCCUACCUCCAAUCAAACGACCCAGGGGAGGGCAGCAGCCACACAAGGCCGACUCCAGAAUUUUUACCCCACUCUCCAUGUCCUAUGACAUCACCCAUCCAAUCGAACGAGCCAAGGGAGCCCAGCUGCCAAACAAGAUCCGCUCACAUGCUGCACUUUCCAGCUAAUAUAAGCUCCUCCUUCCCUUUCAGGGACAUGAGAGACAUCAGCGGCCACACAGAACCCACUGUUGGGUUUGCAUCCCCAACGCCUAUAACAUCCCUCCUCCAAUUGAAGGAGCCAGGCAAAGCCAGUGAAAUCUUUUCUGAGGAGGCAGCUCGUACAAAAGCUGGUGCGGUAGCUUCCACAUCUGGCACAUCUAAAGGGACAUCAUCCCCUUACAGUGCUCCUCAAAGAACCAAUUCCUCCACGUCUGGUACAACCCACAGGCGGAGACGUCUCCACGGGCAAAGAACGCCUCGAUCAUCCUCCCUGAUUCAUCAGCUUCAGGUAUCAAGGGAUCGCCUACGACGUGCGCUGUCUCGAAGCCGUGCAGCAGUUCGUUUUGGGGGCCUCGCAAGAAGUCAGAUAGUGUAUGCAGCAUCACGGUAUCUGUCAAAACGUUCUCUCAGUCUGUUUCGUGUUCAGCUCUAUCUGCAGCCUUUGAACAGGUUUGGUCAGAUGUGGCCCCCCCAGCUUAGGCGCUACGCUCUUAACUUGCAUUUCAUGUACCCUAGGGCAUACCACUACUUUAGUGGAAUGCUGUCAUUGCCAUCUGAGAGUUCCCUGAGGAGUUGGCUAGAAGACACUUAUCUGGAACCUGGAGUCAUGCCUUUGGUCCUUCAAGGACUUAAGACAAGACUCCAAGGACUGCCAAUAAAAGAUCGCACGUGCGCAAUGAUAUUUGGUGAAAUGUCCAUAAAGGAACAUCUACAUUACGAUUCUGGAUCAGACACAGUUUAUGGCUUUGUAGACACUGGAAAAGAAAGGAACUCUCAGAUGGCAAAGUCAGCACUGCUUAUAGUGAUCGCAGGGCUAACGAAACCUUGGGUUCAGCCCUUGUCAUAUGUUUUCUCAAGGUCUUCCAUGUCAGCAGAUGUUCUGAAUGAUUUGGUUCAAAGCUUGAUUAAACAGCUUCAUUCAUUGGAUGUUUUCGUCAAAGUGGUUGUCUGUGAUCAGAGUGCCAGCAACUGUGCAUUGGCUAGCAAACUUGAAGUCUCCCCAUCUAAACCAUAUUUUUGUGUUGAUGGGUCGAAAGUGUACUGUAUUUUUGAUCCAGUACAUUUAAUGAAGGCUACACGGAACCUGCUGUUGAAACAUGACCUCCAGGUUGGAAAUGCCCAACACAAAGUUCAGUGGAGCUUCAUUAAAGAGUUCCAUGAAUCCGACCAUCCCUUAAAGGUCCGACUGGCACCUAAGUUGACAGACAACCACAUUAACCCCACAGAAUCCAGUCACACGAAGAUGGAACUUGCAACACAAGUACUGAGCGAUAGUGUUUCCACUGGGAUCGCUGCCCUUAUUAGCAUGGGGUGUAUGCAUCCAGCAGCCACUGAGACUUCAGGUUUCCUCCUCAAGAUGGAUGUACUGUUUGACUGUUUAAACAGUUCAUCCGUUCGACAGGGUGAUGACAAAAAAAUGAGGUUUGCAAUCAGCGAUUUCACCAACCAUAAGGAGUUACUAGAGUCUGCAGUACAGUGGAUUGCACAGUGGAAAUUCGACAGUGACGUGCAACCUGCCACAGUUACGGGGUGGCAAGUCACAAUUCGUGCAGUACUUGCAUUGUGGGAAGACCUUCGCCAAAAUUUCGGUUUUAAACAUCUGCUGACACGGAGGCUCAACCUGGACCCUGUGGAAAACAUGUUUGGUCAAUUCCAGCAAAUGCACGGGUGUGAUGAGACACCAAACGCGUUUGAGUUCAUUGCAGGCCUCAAGUGUUCCCUUGCAGGGAACCUCACAGGGCUUCCAAGCAGAGGGAACUGCGAGGCGACUGAACUUCUAAACGAGCUGUUGCACAUGCCGGUUUCCUCAGCUGCAAGCACUCCUUGCGAGCCUGUCUCUGAAGGGGUGUGUGCAGCUGAAGAAAUAGGGGCUGAACAUGGAAUGCGUGAUGUGCAGGAACCAGACUACAUUAUUGAGGCUAAUGCACGGUACGCUUACGCAGGGUCCCUGGUUCACUCUUUCUUGCAGAAGUCACAAUGCCCGAACUGCCCAAACUUGUUGAAGGCUGCAGACGAAGGACUUCAAAGACCAGAAAGUUCAUGCACUCACUUGCAAAGUGAAUCAGAUAGCUGUGGCAGUAGACUUUGCGCCCCAUCGGAUGCAUUGUUUGCGUGGUUUUGCAAGUUAGAAGACAUAUUCUUAUUGGAGGUUGCAAAUGUUCUACACAGGAAAGGAGUAAAAGAACGCCUUAUAAGUGCAUUCACAGGGACCAGUCAUGAGCCGUUUUGUUGCGGAGCAUGUCGAGCCAAUUUCUUAUCUUUUUUUGCCACAAAGAUGAUACAACACCAUGUCAGACUUAGAAACAGAGAGGCUGCAGAGGGUGCUCACUAAACGUGCGAGCAGAGGAAACAAAGGAAACAAAAAAGGCUUCCUACAAAGUUACAGUUUCAGACAUGCCCCAUGAUGCUCCAUCAGUCUCCUCGCCUGAAAUGUAGAGCAUAUGAAAAGAACACAUUUAUGAGUUGCACCCUCUCUUGAUGUCUCCCAAGCUUUACAUAGAACGCAUCAGUCUGUCCACUUGAGGAUCCUUUCAUGUAUGUCAGGCAUUUUGUUCACCCAAAGCCUAUGAUAUGCCAAUAUGGUUCAGCUUUUACUUUGAGAUGCAUAGUUAAUGGCAUCAAGUAGUGUCUGCAAAUUUUGUAUCAUUUGCUUCCAAAUAGUGUUGGAAAAUGUAUCAAGUGUGUGUCAGUGUUCUGUGUUGAUGCCUCUUUUGCUGUGUACUCUUGCAUGAAACCUGCAAUGGAAGUCAUAUCUUGAGAACCACUUUGAAGCUAAAUGGCUUAUCUUUACUUUACUUUGCAUAUGCAUAGCACUGUGACAACCAGGGAUUCUAGUUUUUCACAGUAAAAAUAUCCAAACAGCAUGCUAAGACGUGUACAAAUUCUGUCUUUCCACAGCAGAAACGACACUGGCCCCACAAUGGCAUAGUCCUCUCUUUUUGCAACAAAAACUUUGCCAAUAUGGUCAAACUUUACAUAUUGAGGCUUCAUACUGUGUUACCUGCACCACCAGCACAUUAACAUCUUUACGUCAGCUACUUCCUGUCAGCUCCUGAACCUGGCUUCAUUUUCCUUUCUCAGGUGCUUAGUUUGGGAGCCAAGAAAAACCUAAAAUUUUUUGGCUCUAGGUAACUUUAUUGAGCGAGAAUCUCCCGAACCAGGGUUACCAUUGGUAUUAAGUGUUGGCAAGUUAGUAUUGCUGUUUUUUUCUUUCGUGGAUGAAAUUUUGCAUGAUCAGAAAUAUGCUUUUUUGAUUCUUUUGUGGUGUUACGAUUGGCUGCAGCAAUGUGCAGGUCUGCAUGAAGCAGCCUUUGUCUGCUAUGGUGCGUUAGCCAACAAAUCGGCAGAAAUUUGUCAGUCUGGAAACAAAAUGUGUGUCUUUCACUAGCGAUGUAACGAUAUGCGAGUGACAGUACCCACUGAAAUGCCACAUCCACGUUCUACCGAGCUUUCCCUGACCAACGACAUCCUAGGAUCCCUGGCGAUAACUUUAGAUGACCUGGGUACAGUAUUGUGUAUGCACUGGACUACCAUAGUUGCCUUUAAUGUUGUCAUUCUGAAGAGUUUGUUUUGGAGCUUGAAGCUGCGACGAUACUGUUUGGUUGUGUUUUGUAACAAAUGUAGUGUUGUGUCCGUGCAUGACUUGUGCCCAUGGGCGUACCGAGAGGGGGCAGAGCCCUGGGAAUGCCCAUAACCAAAGUCAGUGAAAUACUGUAUCUGGACAAAGGGGUUACAUAUGCUUUUAACUAAAGCUUCCUUUGUAAGACAUGAGCUACAAUGACAUGGCAUGUACAUAGACAUCUUUGCAUUUUUGGUGCUACAUAUUAGCAUAUGUAACGCAUACAAUGGAACAACACGAGCUAUGGUAUCUACGUUCCCUUGUUCGUUCACAGGCAGUUGUGUUUCGCACUAAGCGAUUGACAUAACCAAAUAAAUAUUUAUUUUG
Messenger RNA from Ornithodoros turicata, 4370 nucleotides. RefSeq lists its product as uncharacterized. The transcript has 7 exons. Bases 99 to 2756 code for a protein of 885 amino acids. Lineage: Eukaryota; Metazoa; Arthropoda; Arachnida; Ixodida; Argasidae. The record is from RefSeq and is a predicted model, not a curated record.